GCCUUCCUGUCUUCCAGCGACGUCAUCGCCCACAUCCGCUGACAUGAGGACGACGGCGGCGUCGCUACGAAAAGCGAGAGAAGGAAAACAGGAAAAACCAUCGGCGAAAACACACAAUUUCCACACUCGUUCUCAAGUCCUUGCUUUUGUUGAAGGAAAAUCAAUUCGUCGACCUAAAGCGGCGUGGUCACGUGGCGCGCUUUUUAGAGUUUAUUGUUCUUCGGCUGCUUCCUCCUGUGCACUGUUUAGCUUGGCUAGCUAGCAUUAGCCGGGAAUGUGGAGUUGCCUUCACAUUGGGCGCUUAUUCGUACUUGCAGUGAGCCAGUGCCGCUUUAGGGAACAGCGCUCUUAAUCCGCUGGACUGCUUUAGUUGGACGACAAUGGCAACGUCGGCUCUGUACGCCUGCACGAAGUGUAACCAGCGGUACCCGUUCGAGGAGCUGUCGCAGGGCCAGCAGCUGUGCAAGGAGUGUCGCAUCGCACACCCAAUAGUCAAGUGCACGUACUGCAGAUCUGAGUUUCAGCAGGAAAGUAAAACCAAUACUAUCUGCAAGAAAUGUGCCCAGAACGUCAAACAGUUUGGGACACCCAAACCGUGUCAGUACUGUAACAUUAUUGCAGCGUUCAUUGGGACAAAGUGCCAACGUUGUACAAACUCCGAAAAGAAAUACGGGCCACCUCAAACGUGCGAGCAGUGCAAACAGCAGUGUGCCUUUGACCGCAAAGAGGAAGGCAGGAGAAAGGUGGAUGGAAAACUGCUGUGCUGGCUCUGCACUCUGUCCUACCGCCGCGUUCUGCAGAAGACCAAGGAACAGAGGAAAGGCUUCGGCUCCUCCAACUCCUCAUCCCUGAACGAGAAAGACCAUCACUCUCGGCAGCACCAUCACCAACAAAGACACGGCAGCUCUCACCACAAACUUAGUGGGAGCUUGAGUCCUGAACAGGAGCAAGGAUUGUGGAAGCCGAGCCAUAAAUCGUCUUCGAUCCAAAAAGAGACUCCAAAGAAGAAACCAAAAUUGGAGAUGAAGCCAUCAAACGGUGACAGCAGUUCAAUCACCCAGUCCAUGGAUUCCGGAGGAACUGACAACUUCAUUCUCAUCAGCCAACUUAAAGAAGAGGUGAUGUCACUAAAGAGACUCCUGCAGCAGAGGGAUCAGACCAUUCUUGACAAGGAACGAAAGCUAACGGAGCUGAAAGCCGACUUUCAGUACCAAGAGUCCAACAUGAGAGUCAAGAUGAACCAAAUGGAGAAGGCACACAAAGAGUCGAUGGAACAGCAGCAGACGAAGAACAGAGAGCUGAUGAAACAAGUGGCCGCGCUGUCCAAAGGAAAAAAGUUUGACCGGACAGGAAGUUCACUGCUGCUGCCCUAACAAUUUGCCAAGCAGUGGGUGCUAACACACAGCGACUUCAUUUUCCUCUUUGCCGUCGGCAUCGACCCUUUUGUUGGUAAAUCCAGAAACCAUGUUGUCGCACGUGGAAACCAAGAGCAAACAAAAGCUGUCUUGAAAACGCCAAGGUAUUUUAGAUCUUUUUGGUUGACUUUUUUUUUUUUUUUUUUUUCCCCACUGGACUGUAGGAUGCAACUUGGAUGUGGGACAGAGCCCUCAUUUAUUAGCACUGCCAGGUGAAACGCAAGCGUGGCAAGCAUCAAGAAAUCUUCUGGAUUUUAUAUGGGUGUUACACGCCAUUUUUUUACAUUUUUUUUUUUAUUUAUUCGACUGUCUUAGCUUUUUUUUUUUUUUUUUUUUUUUUUUUUUCUCCCCCCCUCCCCUUUACAUCCAAACACAACAUACCAAGACAAUAUCCCACAUUUGUGGGUUUUCUUCAAGAGCUAUUCUAUUUUUCUAAAUGAUUGUGGAAGACGAGUUCUCCUGAAUGCAGAGACUGCGCAACUUCACAAUAUAUGCAAACGUGGAGUGGAGUGUGUGCUGCUGAUCACGAGACGACACUCGGUAACACUCCGUGAACCAAGCGGCGAACAUGUUGAAACUCUUCUGGACGGAAACUUUCUCACAGUGUGGCAGCCGAAGUGCUUUGCUGUUUUAACUUCAGUGGAACGAUUGUAAUUCUGCAUGAUUUUACCACCAGAUACCUUUCGGGACUGCUUUCAUUGCCUAUUUUAAUUCCUUUUUUUAACGAAACACUUUUAAAUGUAUUACAUUGGGGUCCGCCGUUGUAUAUUUAAACUCUUGCUUGUAUGUGUUUUAGUAAGUAUCGUAUGUGUAUGGUGAGGCCAGUUUUGUUGAUCAUUUAUAGAUGCUUUUAAAAAAAAAAAAGGAAAAAAAAAACACUCCCUUCACCUCUGAUUAUUGGGCUGGUUUCAUACUGUGCUGUCGAAGAACUUUUUUGUAUUUCCCCCCCCAAAUCAAGUGUUUUAAAAACAAUUAAAACUGGCUAAACUUC
This is a messenger RNA of Phyllopteryx taeniolatus (common seadragon), 2406 nucleotides long. It is a transcript of the gene fam76b, whose product is annotated as family with sequence similarity 76 member B. The transcript is spliced from 10 exons. Lineage: Eukaryota; Metazoa; Chordata; Actinopteri; Syngnathiformes; Syngnathidae. Bases 381 to 1373 code for a protein of 330 amino acids. The record is from RefSeq and is a predicted model, not a curated record.